AUGGACGCAAAUCCAGAUUUCGACUACGAGAUGGAACCACAAGCGGCGUAUGUUACGCUCCAUAGCAGCGCCGAGGAGGCCAUGGACGAGCUCAGCAGCGAAGGCGCACCUAUGUCCGAUAUUGGCGUGCGUUUCGAGCCCGCCGACAAGGUAGCGAUCGACGUUGACUUUUACGACCCAGCAGCAGUGUCAAAGACCGAUGCAGACCUUCCCAUUCUGACUGCCUCAGCGACCCAUGUCGAGAGCGAAGAGGCCAUCGAUGCUCCCGAGGCGCUAUUAGAAGAUCAUAGCCAUACAGGCGUCUCCCCACAGUAUCUCUACGACGCCGUUACAGAGGAUGUACCCGAGGCAGCCACCGAAGCAGGCUCACACGCUGCACGGGUUGGCGCCGGUCCGUACCAAGUGCCGGACGAAGAUGACCAUCAUCUUGACAGCGUCGAGCAAGCAGCAGCACCUCCUAUCGAUGAACAAGGAUACGAUGGAGAAGAAGAAGAGCACGACGAGCUGCAACAGGAGGACGAUGCUUCUGCAGUCAAGAAUGGCGCUGUCCUCACGGCCCCGUCGGCAGAAAGCGACCAGCUCCGCGAAGACGGCCAUGACAGCGUUCAGCCAAGCGCCGAGGAAGGCGAAGGCGCACAAGGUGUCAACGGGCAUGCCUACCACCAUUCGGAAGAAGAAGCGGACAUUGCGAUACGCGUCACUUUUCACGGCCAAGACUUCGUUAUGUGGUCAGCAGAAGACAUCCCCGCGUUUCUCGCCGUCGCGCAUGCCGUCGAGAAAACCGUGGCCGAUGAUAAUGCGGACGAGGUGGUGCAGAUCGAGGCGCCGGCCCUCGAGGUCGCAAAGGAUGUACUUUGGCAGCCCCUCGACAGCCUGUUCGCUGGUCUCAGAGACAAAAUGGCGCUAGGCGAUUUCCUCGACGAGUCGCACGAGCUGAACAUUGCGUUCCCAGACCUUGAUCUCGAUGUGGCCGAAGACAACCUCUACUGUCGCGAGCUGACGUUGGACGACCUUUUGCAGCUCCACCACGGUCUCGGCCUGGAAACGAGUCUGCAUAUUCUGGUAUCAGAGCGCCCACGCUUUAUCACAAAGUACAACGAGCUUGCCCAGCACGUUGCGGGUCUCCUCAGUCAUCAAUUACAGCACAGCAGCGACGAAGAGGAAGAGGCGGCCAACGCUGGUCACUCGUUGAGAAACACAGAGGCGCUUGUUGAAACUGUGUACGAGUCGGAGGGCCUGCCAGCUGCAGGAGAAGAAUUGGGCGAGGAAACCGCAAUUGCGUUGCCAAAUCUAGCCGCUCAGGCGGGCACUGCAAGCGAUGUUGAGCAAAGCACGUCAGCCGCACUGCAAGGCGCCCUACCGCACAGCGAGGAGCAAGCACGUCAGCCAUCCAAGGUGGACAACACGGAAACGACAGUAACAAAUGAGGAUAGCGAUGCGCACCAAACAAGUGAACAGCACGAGCUCGGGACGCAACAGCAUCCCGGGACGUUGGAGGAGGAAGAGGCAGAGGAAGUGGAAGAGGAAGAGGAAGAGGAAGAGGAAAGAGUAGACGAACUUGCAGGGGAGCUCCAAGACGAACAAGAGGAAGAGCAAGGAAGAGGAGGCGAGGAGGGCAAUGCAGCACAAGCCACAGUGUCAGAGGCAGAGUACGAAGUGGCUAUCACAGAGGGUGCGGGAGAUGCUCGUCAAGCAGGGCAACAAGAGUCGGUGCGAGCAGGAGCCGGCGACGAAGACGAAGACGCUCAAGAGGCAGCAGAGGAAGAAGAUGAAGGUGUGGAGAGUCUGGAAGGCGACAAAAAAGUGUACGAGGCAGAAUAUGCAGAUCAAGAGGACGAAGAGUAUGAAGAGUAUGCUGAUGGCAUCGGUGAGAACGGAGACGAUGCGGAACAAACGUUCUACACCACCGUCAAUGACAGCUCCGGUGCCGAAGAGGACGAGCUGGAGGAGCCUCAACAAGGCGAAGCGCAAGGCUCAUCGUUCGAUCAGCCGCCGAACGAUCCCGAAUCAACCUCUGCUUAUGAAGCCGGCGAUGACGAGCAAGAUUGGCAAGACCAAGUUGAAGAGCAGAUCGUAGAGUACACCGAAGAGCACGCCGAAACCGCCUUGGCCGCUGGAACGCCUUCAUCGACAUCCUCGACAUCGUACAACACAGCAGCUCAACGCAAGCGCGGUCUGGACGAGCAAGAUGACGAUGAGGCUCUGUACGAGCAGGAUGACUACGAAGCCGAAAGCAAACGCGUCAAGGUGGAUUAA
Molecule: messenger RNA, 2256 nt
Organism: Sporisorium graminicola
Lineage: Eukaryota; Fungi; Basidiomycota; Ustilaginomycetes; Ustilaginales; Ustilaginaceae
Exons: 2
Coding region: 1-2256 (751 amino acids)
Source: RefSeq, a predicted model, not a curated record